This is a messenger RNA of Sclerotinia trifoliorum, 1248 nucleotides long. The record is from the annotation of a GenBank genome assembly. NCBI's taxonomy places the organism in Eukaryota, Fungi, Ascomycota, Leotiomycetes, Helotiales, Sclerotiniaceae.
AACCGGCGCGUCGAUAGCUCGAUUUUCAUAUAGACUGGGAAUUCUAUAUAAUAUAUGAUGUGAAUCUUUUCCUCUCCCUUGAUUUUUCCUGUCAUCCUCAAUCUACAACUUCAAUUUACGACCAUAUUCAUCGGAUCAGCAGAAUUCCAACCAUAAAACCAUUUCAAGCAUUGCACAAAACAUGUCACCGUGAGUAAAUUUUAUGUCACUGUCAUUUACUCCAAUCUCUCUUACCACAUUACAUACUGAAAUGACAAAGCACGGAUGAAAAUGCAGCGGCGGUAAAGAGGAAGCAAUAUGGUCAAAAGUUUCCGCACAAUCCCAAGGUAUCAAGAUCAGUCGAGAAAAGAAACAAGCCAUUCGAAGUUCAUGUUAAAAAAGAUGGACAAGUUGAAAUCUUCUUGCACGAAAGAUUCGCAGCAAACUGUGAAUUAUUUAAGAAUAUCUUGGGAGUAAGUUCAAUCUGAUCGGCAUUUGAAUCGAUUCAUGUAGCGGGCAAAUGCUGAUAAUUGACAGUUGGGAGGAGCCACGCAGUGCUUCUGUGACGGUUGUCUAAUAGGGGACCUUGAACUUCGGACAAGAGUAAGUCCAUCAUUUUCUGUGAAAGAAACUUUACAAAAUAGAUAUUAAUCAAUCAAAGUGGAUUCAAGCUUGGGCGAGUCAAUUGGAAGUGAGUUUACUAUUCGACUGGAAAACUGCUUACACAGAAAGAUUCUAAUCAGUAACAGAGAAAACUUCAAAGGGCAAAUAUUGUGCACUCGGCAACAGCCCGCCUUGAGGAUUUAAUUUCUAAAGAAAAUCCCUCUCAAAAACUAAAAUGCAGAUUUUGCGAGGAUUCAUCGACUGUGAGUUCAUUAUGUUGCACUCUUGAAUGAUAAAUUUGAGCCAGAAAAUACUAAUACUAGAUAGUGCCCUCUUCAAUCUCACAACAUCACAUCAGAACAAGCUCCUCCUAAAAUGGAAAGUACAGAGAACAGCGAAGAGAAAAGAUUUGAGGAUGCCAGCCGCGAUCAGUUCAACGCUGAUAAGUUGUUCGAAGUCGGUUGGCGCAAUCCACAAACUCCAACAUAGUCCAAGCUUUCCAUCUAUGUUUCUGAGUCAAGCCAAGUUGGAUAGGAAUUUCUUCAAGAGAUUCUGUUUGAGGACGGUGGGUCGGGGAGCUGGCUUCCAAAAAUCUUCAGUCAGCGUCUUGGAUGUUAGGUUACAUACAUCGAUCAGCGUUAUUUUGUAUGAAGAUACCAGUAGGGU